CGAGGGAGUUUCUCGCAUCGACAUCAGCUAGGCAACACCCAGAUAAAGAAAACCGGAACCCUCCCCCCAACACCCUCGUAUCGAGCAGCAAGUACGCCUAUCCAUCAUGGGCAUCUCAACCGAAGUUCCCCAGACGGUGGAGUGGAACGGGAAGAAGGUCCCGGUCUACCCGAUGGAGAUCAUCGACUUCUCGAAGCUGCUCUCCCAGGAGCCAGCCGAGAUCGAGAAGCUCGUCCGCUCCUGCCAGGACGAGGGAUACUUUUACCUGGACCUGCGAAAUAUCGACGGCCGCAGGCUGCUCGAAGACCAGCAGGAGACGUUGAAGCUCAUGUACCGUUUCUUUGAUGCACCUCUGGAGGCUAAGAACGAGUUUGGGCUUGUUGCUCCGCACCUAGGCUACGAGCCCAUCGGCUCCCGAACUGGAGUCCUCGAGAAUACCAAGGACGGAUACGAGAUGAUCAAGGUUUCUCGAGACGAGAUCCAGAAGGACAGCCCUCACCUACCGGCGGUCAUCAAGAACAGCCCCGACAUGAAGGUGCUGGAGAACGCCAUAGCCGGUGCCAACAUCGCCACAAAGACGAUCCUGGCUGCGCUGUCGACGGGCCUGGGGCUCACGGGCGCCGCCCGGUUCGAGAACCUGCACCGCAACGACCGGCCGUCUACCAGCACGUUAGCGAUGAUGCACUACAUCCCGUCGGAGCCGACGGCCAAGAACAUCGGCCACCAGAAGCACACGGACAUCAGCUCGCUAACGCUGCUCUUCGCCGAGCAGUGGGGCCUCCAGGUGCGGCCACCGGGCGCGAAGGAGUUUGGCUUCGUUGAGCCCAAGGACGGGUGCGCGGUCAUCAACGUGGGCGACUCGCUGCGGUUCGCGAGCGGACACACGAUGCAGUCCUGCAUCCACCGCGUGGUGCCGCUGAACCCCGAGGAGCACCGCUACUCGAUCGCGUACUUCCUGCGCGCCGAGAACGACACGUGGUUCACCGACAGCGAGGGCCGCUACAUCACGGCCGGCCAGUGGCACGACGAGAAGUUCUUCGCCUUCACGAGCCCGCCCGAGAUUCAGGCCCUCGCCCCGAGCUCCAUGAUCCUCGGCGGCAUGACGGAGGAGGAGGAAGAGUCGGUCCAGCCCACCAAGGACGCGCCCAGCCCCGUCGUCGGCGUGACCGAGCUGAAGGAGGCCGUCCAAGCCUACUAGAGAUGGGGCUCGUCCUUUCCUCCGCUGCCGCUGGGCCGGAAUCAAGGGUAGAGAUAGAGCUACAACGGGGGAGAGAAUGAAGAAAUGGAAUACUGACGAUCGUUAACUCCGCGUGAGGAGAAAGCCAAGCCCCCCCUCCUCGGGAAAGAAAAGCCCUUCCUCUUCCCACCGACGAAUCGGCUGGUAUACG
Messenger RNA from Durotheca rogersii, 1388 nucleotides. RefSeq names its product Clavaminate synthase-like protein. The transcript has 3 exons. NCBI's taxonomy places the organism in Eukaryota, Fungi, Ascomycota, Sordariomycetes, Xylariales, Xylariaceae. Gene Ontology annotation, molecular function: dioxygenase activity. The record is from RefSeq and is a predicted model, not a curated record. The coding region runs from base 107 to 1198 and encodes 363 amino acids.